UAUGUUUCAGUUUGGGUUUUGAGCUGUGCUCGCAGUCACACCUCUAGAUUUAAAUCAAAGGCAAUGUUACAGCUGCUUUUUAUCGUGGCUGUGGCUUUUACAGGUUCAUCUGAUGGAUUUGGUGUGUUACCAGAUGGUCCUCUAAAUGCCUCUGUUGGAGGGACAGCAAUGUUCAGAACAAACCUGAACCCAACAGAAACACCAUUUCUGUCGAUCAACUGGCACUAUGUUGUUGGUUCAGGCACUAAGCCCAUAAUAACUGUACUGCCUGUUUCAAACAUUACUGCACCAGGAUAUGAAGGUAGGAUCACCCUCUUCAUAUCUACUGGAUCUCUAGAACUCAAGAAUCUAGACUUCAGUGAUAGUGGAGAGUACGGUGUCUUCAUUCAACCAGCUGAUGAGGACACAAAGACAGGACGCAUCACACUGGACAUAUAUGAACCAGUCUCCGAUGUAAGAAUCUCCUCACUAAGUACAGACUUGGUUGAGUUCAACAGUUCGGUCCAUCUCUCCUGCUCCUCCUCUGGAUCUUCUCUCUCCUUCAUCUGGAUGAACAGCAGCUCUGAUGUUACAGCUGGUGACAGAGUUCAGAUCACUGAUGGAGGAUCAAAUCUCACUAUAAUCAAUGUGACCAGAUAUGACCGGGGAUCAUACAGGUGUCGUGUGUCUAAUCCUGUCAGUUCUAUCAUCAGUGAUCCAGUAAACAUCUCUGUUAGUUAUGGUCCAGACAAUGUUCAAAUAGAAGUGCGUCCAUCAAAGCAACACCAUAAGAUUGGGUCAGACAUUAGUCUAAUCUGCUCUGCUGACUCCACACCUUCUGCUGAAUUUCUAUGGUUUCUGAAUGGAGACCAGCUGUCAAAUACUGGACCAGAGCUCAGACUGAUGAACAUUCAGACAAAUCAGAGUGGAGACUACAGCUGUCAGGCCUUUAACAGCAAAACUCUGAGAUAUCAGACAUCUCAGCCUUCAGCUGUUUUUGUACAUGAACCAGUCUCCGGUGUAAGAAUCUCCUCACUAAGUACAGACUUUGUUGAGUUCAACAGUUUGGUCCAUCUGUCCUGCUCCUCCUCUGGAUCUUCUCUCUCCUUCAUCUGGAUGAACAGCAGCUCUGAUGUUACAGCUGGUGAUAGAGUUCAGAUCACUGAUGGAGGAUCAAAUCUCACUAUAAUCAAUGUGACCAGAUAUGACCGGGGAUCAUACAGGUGUCGUGUGUUUAAUCCUGUGAGCAAUGCCAGCAGUGAUCAAGUAAACAUCUCUGUCAGCUAUGGCCCAGAAAAUGUAAGAAUAUCACAAUCCCAAAAACAAUAUGAGAAAGGGUCGGACAUCCUCCUGUCUUGUUCGGCUGACUCUAGACCUCCUGCUACGUUUCAAUGGUUGAUGAAUGGACUCCUUCUACCUAGUUCCGGAUCUGAGCUAAAACUCAUCAAUAUUCAGAGCAAUCAGAGUGGAAACUACAGCUGUCGGGCCUUUAACAACAAAACCUUAGUUUAUCAAACAUCUGAAAUUAUAACUAUCUCUGUAGCCGUUUUAGAAAGCAACACCCUACUCGCUGGAGCCAUUGCAGGAAUUGUAAUUGCGUGUUUAGUAGGCACAUCUCUGAUUGUUUUUGGAGUGUACUACAUACUUAAAACAAAAAAAUGUAACGGAAAUCCCUCAAAUAGAAGUACUUCAACCAUAACAGGAGGGGACAGACGACAUAAUACAGCAAGCACUAAUGAGGAGCUGAACUAUGCAGAUGUCAAGUUUUCUAAGAAUAUAAAUAAUGGGAAAGUCCAGCGGGGAAUAGAGAGCGACUCAUCAAACUAUGCUGACAUUAGAGUGAACAAUAAUUAAUCUAAAGCAUUGUCCCCUCUCUACUAUGAUGUCCACAUGCAGCUGUAACCAAAAACAUCUGACUGCUUGGCCUGAAGCAAAGCAUGUCAAAACCUUAUACUUAAAUAAACAAAACCCUAGAUGCCAGAGCUGGCCGGUGUUGGUUGG
Messenger RNA from Girardinichthys multiradiatus, 1980 nucleotides. Its product is annotated as carcinoembryonic antigen-related cell adhesion molecule 8-like. The record is from RefSeq and is a predicted model, not a curated record. NCBI's taxonomy places the organism in Eukaryota, Metazoa, Chordata, Actinopteri, Cyprinodontiformes, Goodeidae. Bases 64 to 1833 code for a protein of 589 amino acids. The transcript is spliced from 10 exons.